Molecule: messenger RNA, 4737 nt
Organism: Gavialis gangeticus (Gharial)
Lineage: Eukaryota; Metazoa; Chordata; Crocodylia; Gavialidae
Gene: GALNT2
Product: polypeptide N-acetylgalactosaminyltransferase 2
Exons: 16
Coding region: 90-1796 (568 amino acids)
Cellular component (GO): Golgi apparatus
Source: RefSeq, a predicted model, not a curated record
GCGCGGCGGCGGUGGUUGCUGCUGGCCGUUUCCUGGUGGUGCUCGCGGCGGCUGCUGCUGCACGGGGCGGAAGCAGGAGGCGGAGGAGGAUGCGGCGCAGGUCGCGGCUGCUGCUCUGCUUCGCCUUCCUCUGGGUGCUGGGCAUCGCCUACUACAUGUACUCGGGGGGCGGCGCCGCUGUGGCCGGCGCGGGCGGCGGCAGGAAGGAGGACCCAAAUGACAUUGAUUCACCAAAAAGAAAAGACUCACGAAGUAACAAUGGGGAGGACAAAGCACAAAGUAUGGAGACGCUACCUCCAGGAAGAGUUCGAUGGCAAGAUUUCGAUCAAGAUGCCUAUGUUAGUGCUACAAUGGUUCGAUCUGGUCAGGACCCAUAUGCUCGGAACAAAUUUAAUCAAGUAGAAAGUGACAAACUACGAAUGGACCGAAAUAUACCUGAUACCAGGCAUGAUCAGUGUCAACGGAAGCAGUGGCGGAUAGACUUGCCAGCCACUAGUGUAGUGAUCACCUUUCAUAAUGAGGCAAGAUCUGCUUUACUUCGAACAGUUGUCAGUGUUCUUAAAAAAAGUCCAUCGCACCUUAUCAAGGAAAUUAUAUUAGUGGAUGACUACAGCAAUGAUCCUGAGGAUGGUGCUCUCUUGGGGAAAAUAGAGAAAGUGCGUAUUCUUCGAAAUGACCGUCGAGAAGGCUUGAUGCGCUCUCGUGUCAGAGGGGCAGAUGCAGCACAGGCUAAAGUACUGACGUUUCUGGAUAGUCACUGUGAAUGUAAUGAGCACUGGCUGGAACCUCUUCUGGAGAGAGUAGCUGAGGACAAGACCAGAGUUGUGUCUCCUAUAAUUGAUGUAAUUAAUAUGGACAACUUCCAGUACGUGGGGGCGUCAGCUGAUUUAAAAGGCGGCUUCGAUUGGAACUUGGUAUUCAAAUGGGAUUACAUGACGCCAGAGCAAAGAAGAGCACGGCAAGGAAACCCUGUUGCUCCCAUAAAAACACCAAUGAUAGCUGGUGGGUUAUUUGUGAUGGACAAAUCCUAUUUCGAAGAGCUAGGAAAGUAUGACAUGAUGAUGGAUGUUUGGGGUGGAGAAAAUCUAGAGAUUUCAUUCAGAGUUUGGCAGUGUGGUGGGAGCCUUGAAAUUAUCCCAUGCAGCAGAGUGGGCCAUGUCUUUCGCAAACAGCAUCCUUACACAUUUCCUGGUGGGAGCGGUACUGUGUUUGCAAGAAAUACACGUAGGGCUGCAGAAGUCUGGAUGGAUGAGUACAAAAAUUUCUACUAUGCAGCAGUGCCUUCUGCCAGAAAUGUACCUUAUGGCAACAUUCAAAGCCGAAUGGAGUUGAGGAAGAGACUUAGCUGCAAACCCUUCAAAUGGUAUCUUGAAAAUGUCUAUCCUGAGUUAAGGGUACCUGAUCAUCAAGAUAUAGCUUUUGGGGCUCUGCAGCAGGGCACCAAUUGCCUCGACACUUUGGGCCACUUUGCAGAUGGUGUUGUUGGGGUUUAUGAAUGCCAUAAUGCAGGGGGAAACCAGGAAUGGGCCUUAACAAAGGACAAGUCAGUGAAACACAUGGAUUUGUGCCUUACUGUUGUGGACAGAGCCCCUGGUUCACUAAUAAAACUACAGGGUUGCAGGGAAAAUGACAGCCGACAGAAAUGGGAGCAAAUUGAAAGCAACUCUAAACUGAGGCACGUUGGCAGCAACCUGUGUUUAGACAGCCGAAAUGCCAAAAAUGGUGGGCUUACUGUUGAGGUUUGCAGCCCUUCUCUAUCACAGCAGUGGAAGUUUACACUUAAUUUGCAGCAGUAGAAGGGCUCACAUGCAAAAUGCCAUUUCACUUCCUAGACAUUGGGCAAAGUUUUGAUUACAUUACUGAUAUAUUUCUUAAACUUUCCACGGAACUUAUAUACCUCAGUAUUCCAUCUUUGUCUGAAAGUAGGAGAGAACUAAAGCAAACACAAGGGAACCAAGGGGACUUGGAACACUGCAAUUCUCACUGAACACAACUGCAGCACAGUUCCUUUGUUGUGUGAAGAUUUACCAGUUCCUUUCUGACAUCAGCUUACUACUUGCACAGCAGAUGAUUAACAUCCCAAGGAACAAUUGAUGUACAGUAGAAAAUGGAUCUCAAUACAAAGGGAGGGAGGGAAGCUGGGUGCGGGGAGGGUGUGGGGCAAAAUGCUAGGAGAAGAUCAUUUGAAAUCUCCAUUUACAUAGAAAUCAUUUGUGGUUUCCAGAAACUGAAGUGUCAUUUUGAAGGUUUUUUCCAUGUGUACUUGGUAUAUUUGAAUAUGAACUUUUCUAUGAUGGACUCAAAAUAUAUAUGUUCGUUCCCAAUUGUUUAUAUCUAUUUUCAUCAUCCUAUAACUAUCAACAAAGCCAGUUAACAUACAUUGGUAAUUGGAAAUUGGAUUGAGAUGCUAUGAAAGAGCAGAACUCUGUGUAGAUGCAGAUUUUGUGCUGCUGAGCGUAAUGUCCAUGCAAACACUGGAUACUUUUGUUUUGCAAACUGGAUCUAUUUCAUAGUGCUUCACCCUCACUGAAGAUUAUGGAACUCAGGAGGAGGAGGAAGAGGAGGAAAUGGCAGGACAAAUGAAUGUGUCUGCACAGGCCCUUGCUUGGAUUCUCUCUUCCAGUUUGAGAAUUCAGCACGAUUGCUUGGGGUAUAAGAAAACUGGUACUUGAUAUUUUGUUUUGAACAUUUCUGUAGUUCUUAAUUUUUAAAAUACUCUUUUCUUUUAUUACAAACAGUGUGUACAUGGUGCAGCUCUUUCACAGGUGCAGCCAUGGAGGUUCAGCACAGCUUUCUGUUGGGCCUUAAUCAGCUUAAUUUCUUUGUCUUAAACUCCCUUUUGAAUUUUAAAGGUAAGAUGGAACAGCAAUGUCAGUCUCAACAGAUAGCACAAGAUCAUGGUAUUAAUUUGCAAGGAUGAGCAGCUACAAAAUCUCUGAAUUGCACUUGCUUAAUUUAUAAACCUGCAUGGGUUGUGUUUUUUGUUUUUUGUUUUUAAUUUUUUCUCAGAACAGGGUUUCAGAUGGAUCCAGGCGUGGCUCUGGGAACUAGUUUGGGUAUCAGCCAAUCCUAAAUGAUAUUUCUAACCUUAGAAAAAAUACAUUUUACAGCUUCAGUGCAACUGAUGUCAUUUUUUAUAUUGAAAUAAUACUGUUAAAGCUGAGUUGACACUGACUUCGGUCUCUCUUAUUCUUAUGUAUGCAUAGACUAUAUACUUUGUUAAAACAAGAGUUGCUUCAAUGAGCUUUUAAAACUAAAAGGAAAAAUACAGAAUCAGUGGCAGCACUAGUAAGUAUCACAAAUUACUGAAGAUGCCAAGUACAUAAAUGACUUUGGUAAUAUGAUGGAUCUCAGACAGACUGUGGGUUGACUUAUAAAGAAGAAAGCUGAAGAAAUACUUUACUACACUGUACAGUGGCUUUUUCUCCUUUUUCAGUUUCUGAAAGAGUAUUUCAAGAGCUGCAGUUUCCUUUGGCUGCAUUUAUACAAUUAAUGGAACUCUUCCAUGCAAAAUGGCUUUUACUUCUGAGUGCCAGACAUUAAAAUAGCAGGCCAAGAAAUGUCUGACAUGCCAGCUGCAGUUAAAAUGGUAUGCAUUUAUGGGAUUCACAAAGGCUUCCUUUUGGAUGCAUUGGCAACAGUGAAGGAAGGGAUUGAAUCUGAAGCACUUCUGUCCUCUAUCCAACUUUCCUGCCAAUGCAACGGACAUCUUCCUUUUCCUUACCUAGCUGCAUAUCUUCCUUCCAUUAAAAUCAUGGGAUUUGCCUGUUUAAAGAUGGUAUACAGUGGAUAAACUAGUCUCCAGUCUACAGUGGAUAAACUAGUCUCUACAGUGUAUGAUAAACUGAUCUCCAGAAUUCCUUCCUUCCCCUACAUAGUAGCUUCGAAUUUGCUGAGGAAUGGUCUUCAAGUAUGGGAUUCAACGAUUCAGAAAAGUAGUGCAUAAUGGAAGUUUUUAGUCCUCUUGAAAAUAAAUGCUGAAUUCUUGGAUGAUGGCUUCAGCAGCAAAUUGGUUAAAGUUUACCUAUUCUGAAAAGAGAAUUUAAAAGGAACGUACACUAAAUUCCUAUUGUCCUUACAGUGACUAAACAGAUAAGCAGCUGCUAAUUGAAAUCAGUAUUGAAACAUAGAAGAGCAUGGACCUCACUCUUAGCUCCUAUCCAAUCAGGGUUUUUUUGCAAGCAAAAAGUCUUAAUUUUUGUUCCCUUCUUCCCCUGGGUUUUGAAUGUCAGCCUACCUAUUGUAAGACAGGAAUAUAUCUCUAAACCCCUGUGGAUGCUGUAUGCGUGGGCCUUAAUGUAGGAGCUGUAUAGUGUAAAACACAUUGCUGUUCCUUGGGAGCAGAACUGAAGUGGUAUCCUUUUAUUAGAUAUGUUUACAUGACACUGUGCCAAAGUCAUUUACUGUGAUUUUUAAUUUUUUAAAGCAUCAGGAUUCAGCCCAUUUUUAAGAAAAAAAUUAAGAGCCCUUGAAGCAAAUUGUAGUGGGGGUCUUCUGAGAACUUUUCCCCUUAGUCUUAAAAGCAAAAAAUUAUGGUACAUGCAAGUUUGUUUUGCUGGUUUUCUUUCCACCUCCCCGCCCCUACCUAACCCACCACCCAAAAAAACAUAUUUUGAAAAUUGUCUUUUGAGUUCGUUUAAAGAAUCUGCUGUACAGAGCUUGUACUUUGUUCAUUUUAUAGAUGGAAACCAUCCUUGAAAAUUGUUUAACUUAAAUAAAGAAAUACUUUAUAGAAAA